This is a messenger RNA of Heteronotia binoei (common prickly gecko), 812 nucleotides long. It is a transcript of the gene CENPV, whose product is annotated as centromere protein V. NCBI's taxonomy places the organism in Eukaryota, Metazoa, Chordata, Lepidosauria, Squamata, Gekkonidae. Bases 36 to 722 code for a protein of 228 amino acids. Gene Ontology annotation, molecular function: carbon-sulfur lyase activity. The transcript is spliced from 5 exons. The record is from RefSeq and is a predicted model, not a curated record.
GCGGCCGAGAGCGCUGAGCAGCGGCUGUGGCCACCAUGGGGAAGGCGAGGAGGACUCCAGCGGCGGCGGCGGCGCGGAAAGGCCAGCAGUCCGGGGGGAAGAAGCCGCCCGAGCCUGUCGGGAGCUCACGGGAUCGCUCUGCCAAAGCCAAGGGCUCGGCGCGCCACAAAGCCGAGUCGCCAGGCCCGGAGGAGGAGCAGCAGCAGCAGCAGGGCGCGCUGGCUCUGGGAGCGCAGCAGGAGCGCUGGCUCCAGUUCUUGAAGCGCCAGCGGCUGAGCGGCGAGGAGGCGGCCAAGCUGCUGUUGGACAACUUCGAGUACCAGGGACUGGUGAAGCACAUAGGAGGCUGUCACUGCGGAACUGUCCGCUUUGAGGUUUGGGCCUCGGCCGACCUGCACAUCUUCGACUGCAAUUGCAGCAUCUGUGUUAAGAAGCAAAACCGGCAUUUCAUUGUCCCUGCCUCACGUUUCAAGCUGCUGAAGGGCGCUGACAACCUGUCUACCUACGCCUUCAACACGCGCACUGCCAAACACACCUUCUGCAAGACCUGCGGUGUCCAGAGCUUCUACACUCCCCGCUCCAAUCCAGAUGGCUACGGGAUAGCGGUGCACUGCUUGGAUGAAGGCACGGUGCGCAGUGUCACCACGGAGGCGAUCAAUGGCAAGGAGUGGGAGAAGGCUGUCAAGGAGCAUCCUACCAUCAAGAGCUUGUCAAAACCGUAGCUGUGCCAAUCCCGGAAGCACAGACGCCCAGGACUGCUCCGCAGGAGUUCUUACCGUUUAGAAAAUAAAGGUUGUAUUUUUGUUAAAUAA